This is a messenger RNA of Drosophila hydei, 699 nucleotides long. RefSeq lists its product as uncharacterized. The coding region runs from base 14 to 559 and encodes 181 amino acids. The transcript is spliced from 3 exons. The record is from RefSeq and is a predicted model, not a curated record. NCBI's taxonomy places the organism in Eukaryota, Metazoa, Arthropoda, Insecta, Diptera, Drosophilidae.
UUUCAGUUGUAAAAUGAGGUCGUUUAAGCUGUUGCUGCUCUUGGCUUUCCUUGAGAGUUGUAUGGGAAAGCGUCAUUGGACUUACGAAAUUAUAGAUGCAUCAGGAUACAGCGAUGAUGAGACAAAACUUAGCUUGAAUUGGCGUGUUGAGCGUGUGGGGCGCCACAUUACUGGCAUAACGGGUUUCGUGAACUUUAAUUACGAUGUGGACAAUACAACUAUGAUCGAGGUGACAAUCGUACGUAGUGUCAGCGGCAGCGAAAGGGAUUUCAAGCCCUUGCCCUUCGGUGUACCACAAAAAAAGUUUGCCGAAGUAAAGGUCAUGUAUGAUGAUUUACUGUAUCCAAUUAUGCAAAAUUGCUCUAAUUUGCCUCAAAUCGAGGGAGAUUUAUUAUGGCCAUGGCCAAGAAAUAUUUACAUAUUCGACAUGUGUAACUUCGACAACGGAAAUCUACCUGAAAUAUUAGCUGAUGGGUUCUAUAGGGCGGUGUUUACUUUUACUGGGGAGGUCAACUGGAAUACCUCAUAUACUGUUAACUUAAAAACACAACUUAUAUAAGUUAUUUUCGCCCAAAGUGGAAAACAAAUUUGAAGUUUUAUGAUAAAUAAAAUGCACAUGGCAAAACCGGAAACGCAAUGAUUCCAGAUUAUGCGAAUCUGAUAUUUAGGGAGCAUAAAAUAAGUUACUUAGUCUAUAAG